Messenger RNA from Populus trichocarpa (black cottonwood), 1852 nucleotides. RefSeq lists its product as uncharacterized. The record is from RefSeq and is a predicted model, not a curated record. Gene Ontology annotation, molecular function: starch binding. NCBI's taxonomy places the organism in Eukaryota, Viridiplantae, Streptophyta, Magnoliopsida, Malpighiales, Salicaceae. The transcript has 4 exons. Gene Ontology annotation, cellular component: membrane. The coding region runs from base 438 to 1580 and encodes 380 amino acids.
GGGAAGCUCUGCGCUGUUGAGGGUUCAGUACCUACACUGCAAUAGUUUCUUCACCAGGACUAUCAAUUCCUUUACAUGUACUGUUGACAGUAGCUAAAAUGUUGAAGUUUCUGAAAUAGAAUCCAGUAUCCAGCAGCAUGAAACGAGAUUGAUCUGAUAGAUGAAGUGUCGUCUAAUCCCAUAAAUACAAGGUUUCUUAGUAAUGGACGACACGUCUUAAAGAAAUACCCUAGUAAAAAAUUAAAUUCAUCCUGGCCAGCAGAAGGUAAAGGUUUUUUUUCUUCUUCUUCAUAUUCUGAGCUCUAAAGAGUCUUGAGUCUUGACCGAGCACCAAUCCAAAACAAUGAAAGAUGAAGCUAAAAAACCUGGUAAAGAUCCUUGAAACCCUCCAGUCUGUUGAGUUUAACAGAAAAUGAAACCAGCAAGCUCUUGUUGAUAUGCCACAUGUCAAAAACCCACAACUUGAUGUUAGAUCCGAAGCCUUCUCAUUCCUUGGUCUUCCCAAAGUGUAUAUAAUACACCCCGCCAAGUUCCUCACUCUACAGAUACUAAACGUCUCUUCUAGUUCAACAAGACCCAAGCUUUGGCCUUUUUGUUUGUUAGCAAUGGAAACUUUAACUGGCUUGUACACUAAGGUCUUCACAAAAAACAAUAACAAAACUUUAUCACCAUCAAGAUCAGCUCAACUGGGUCGAUCUGAUAUUGGCUUUUCUCCAUCUCCAAGUCUAAAGAGAGCACAUUUUGAUCAUUUGGCUUUGUGUCGACGCAGAGAUGCUCCAUUGCUGGUCAUGAAAUCCCAUCCUGCAUCUAAUGCAGAGGUGUUGACUGGCUUCGAGACUGCAGUGUCCGGGAACCAAAAAAUAACACCAGAAAAAACUGUUCACGUGAAGUUCCAGUUGCAGAAGGAGUGCAUGUUCGGUGAGCAAUUUCUCCUGGUUGGGGAAGACCCAAUGAUUGGUAUGUGGGAUCCAUCAAAUGCCAUACCACUCGACUGGUCAGAGGGACACACAUGGAGUGUUGAGCUGGAUGUGCGCAUUGAUUUGACGAUGCAAUACAAGUUUAUUCUUAAAAGAAGCACGGGAGAAAUUCUUUGGCAACCUGGUCCAGACAGAAUAUUCAAGACAUGGGAAAGCAGUAGCAGUGUAGUGAUUGCAGAGGAUUGGGAAAAUGCUGGAGCUCAAAAAAUUAUGGAGGAGCAAAUGAUCAAUACUCCAGAUUUGGAGCCUGUUGGUGCUGGAAAUGUUUCUCUUCAGGGGGGAGAAGUUAUGUCUGAUGUCAACAAGGAUUUAAUGCUUUCAGGGCACAUUGCCUGUGCAGAAGAUAAAUCAAAUGGUAAGUAUGAGGUUGUCAAUGGGAUUGCCUAUCCAGCGGAGGGACAUAUAAUUAAUGCAGACAUAAAACUUGAGUCAGGGGAAUCUUUUGGUAGCAGAAAAGAGGUGUCAGUGCCAGCAGACAAGAAUAACUGUGCAACUCCAACUUGCAAGAACCCAGUAACCAUGGAGGAUGAAGAAACCUUGUUGACUUGUGAACAACGCACUGUUCUUGUACCUGGUUUGAAAUCCUCCACAAGCAGUCUCUAGUGAAGAAGCACUUUCCAAGGAACUAGGCUCCAUCUUUGCUGAAACCUCAAUUGGAAUCUAAGCAACCAAGCCCAGAACGUGCCUGGGGCAACUUUUUGAUGAACCAAAUUGUUAUUAUUAUUAUUAUUAUUUUCAGACUUCUGCUUUGGGAGCAAUAAUCCACGCAUUCUCCCUGUUUCUGCUGAAAUAUGUUCGGGACUUGAUUAUGUAAAUAUAGCUUCUGUUUGAAUUUUAUCUUAUUGAAUAAUGCACUUACUGCCUCUCAUUAAAUA